AUGAUCCUUUGCGAUAGCUUCAUUAUUCACUUCCCGAUCGCGCAGGAUCAGGGUACCCUCGUUCCGGAUGCGGCGCUUGCGUUCGGUGUCACCAGGUUCCCGGUGUCGGCCAUGAUCCUCGAGAGUCGCAGCCACACAUACAAGGGGACAUUCCAUGCCGGCGACACGGCCACCCUCGACCAUCUGCACGUGUUGCAGCCGAACAUGACGCUCGACGGGGUCAGGCUGGCCCUCGACUUUGUCCAUGGCCGCGAAGUGGUUGUCCCGAUCAAGCAUAUUGUCAAGCUGACGGAGAACCCGGAAUUCGCCCCGAUUGCUCUGGAGAUGGCCGCCGUCGGGAAUUUGCACGAUGAGCACAAGCAUCGUGUCUUCUUGAAUUGUCUCGAGUCGCUGCGCUCGUUGACGAUGAACCCGUCUUUCCUGGGGCUCAAGGAGACGACGCUCAAGAAAAUGAUCGAAUUUGCUCGCACUCAUGGCUGGGGCUCCAUCCCGAACUUCUACGUGCACUGGGCUUGGAUUGUUGAUGCGGUGGCUGUCUGGGCUCAGCUGAACAUCGUCGAGGGGCAGAAGUUGAUGAUCAGCCUGCUCGUCGAGUUGCCCAUCGACGAGGUGUCGCUGAAGGAGCUGCAGAUUGUGAUGAUGACGGCCGCGCGCAGCGGCGUCCCCAAGGAGUCGCUUGCCAUCUUCCUCGACCGCAUCCGCAACCACUUCGAGACGUUCGAAACGGAGACCACCCAGCUUUGCAACACCCUCUCCGACAUGUUGAUGCCCAGCCCGCCGGCGCCGUUCAGGGACUGCCCGCUCCCGUAUUCGCCGACCCUUACCGGGUUCUCGGAUAUUAUGGAAGGCGGCUUCUUUGAGGACGAGCGCUUGUGCGGUGGCACUUCGGCUUCCGACUCGGCCAGCGAGCAGAGCGCUCGUGCCACCAACAGUUCUGGCAUCACCUCCUACGCCUUGGACAGCGCCUGCUCGGACCACACGCUCACCUUGCCCAACAGCCUCAUGGGAGAUACCAACGUUUGCGAGGCGCUGCGCUCGACCCGUGCUGGCCGGCUGAUCCCGUUUGAGUUUGAUUGCGGAGAUAUCCCGCCGAGCAGGGAUGCCGUCUGGGAGUUUGAGAUGCUGAUUGCGAAAAAGGAGGCGGACGACAAGAACACCCGCAUGGACCUCGACUUUAACAUCGACCUCUACGGCGCCGAA
Mesorhabditis spiculigera is the source of this 1200-nucleotide messenger RNA. Lineage: Eukaryota; Metazoa; Nematoda; Chromadorea; Rhabditida; Rhabditidae. The record is from the annotation of a GenBank genome assembly.